This is a messenger RNA of Cryptococcus wingfieldii CBS 7118, 801 nucleotides long. RefSeq names its product zinc finger protein 830. The coding region runs from base 1 to 801 and encodes 266 amino acids. NCBI's taxonomy places the organism in Eukaryota, Fungi, Basidiomycota, Tremellomycetes, Tremellales, Cryptococcaceae. Gene Ontology annotation, cellular component: spliceosomal complex; nucleus. The transcript is spliced from 3 exons. The record is from RefSeq and is a predicted model, not a curated record. Gene Ontology annotation, molecular function: zinc ion binding; nucleic acid binding. Gene Ontology annotation, biological process: mitotic DNA damage checkpoint signaling; nuclear DNA replication; mitotic DNA replication checkpoint signaling.
AUGGACGCCAAAUCCCUCUUGCGAGCCAAAAAGGCCGAGGCCCGCAUUACCCACCCCUACGCGACAUACAACGCUUCCGGUGUCUUGCGCUGUUCCAUCUGUGCCGUACCAGCAGUGAAGCAAUGGGACGCGCAUCUGUUGACGAAACAACACCGAACAUCGGUAGCUCGCGAAAAGGCCGAGAAGGAGAAGGCUGAGAGGGUCAAGCGGCCGAGAGGGGAUGAAGCUGAGCCUUCCUCCAAGCGACCGAAAGUCCAGCCACAACCUUCUACAGGGCCAUCGAAUCUACCAGCGGGAUUCUUCUCAGCUGGCAACGCUCCCCCGCCGCAAGAGCCAGAACCUGAACCCGAAGUCGAAAUGUCAGCGCCGGUGGUACCGCCUCCAAAGACAGGAGACGCAGAUCUGGACGACUUUUUCGCUUCCCUAGCGGAUGAUACCCCCGCCCCUGUAUCUUCUACUGCUGCGCCGCCUACAGCGGCUACACAAGCGGCUAGAAGGAAGACGUAUCAGGAAGAUCUCAUUCCCGGCCAGGCGAGCUAUGAGGCGGCGCCGGUGAGGAAUGUUCCGAAGGAGGAAGAGGCGGCGCAGGAACCAGAGGAGGAAGAGACGGAAGGAGAGAGGAAGGAGAGGCUGGAAAGGGAGGAGAGGGAGGAGAUUGUGCAACGGUUAGAGGAUGAGGAGCGGGCUCAAGAGGACGCGGACUCGAGAGUUACAGCUUUAAAACAGAGGAUGGAGCUGAUGAAGAAGAAGAGAGAAGCGAGGGCGAAUGCAAAGGGCAAGGGGAAAGCCAACGGCGCUUGA